Messenger RNA from Beta vulgaris subsp. vulgaris (sugar beet), 2231 nucleotides. RefSeq names its product SKP1-like protein 21. Bases 578 to 1693 code for a protein of 371 amino acids. Lineage: Eukaryota; Viridiplantae; Streptophyta; Magnoliopsida; Caryophyllales; Amaranthaceae. Gene Ontology annotation, biological process: SCF-dependent proteasomal ubiquitin-dependent protein catabolic process. The transcript is spliced from 11 exons. Gene Ontology annotation, molecular function: cullin family protein binding. Gene Ontology annotation, cellular component: cytoplasm; nucleus. The record is from RefSeq and is a predicted model, not a curated record.
UAAACUCGUCCAUUCAAAUUUUUUCUUUAUAAAUCUUUUGGAGUCUUACAUUUUCGGGUAUUUUGGAUCAAAAGAAAAAUCUUAAACAAGGUACAGGCGCAAAUUCAAUUUCUUUAGAACUUUAGAACCACUUCACUCAAAAAAAAAAAAAAAUUAAAAAUAAAUAAAACCUCCAGAACGGCAGAACCUCUCAUACGCAAAUUCGUCGCUCAUACGCUAAUUCCAAAGCUCGAAUUGCAGGUUGUUUAGAAAUGAAAAGGCUGCCUAUUCUGAAGAACCUUGAUUUAUACUGAUAUCUCGAAAAGAAUGUCAGAUUUCGAGUGCUGACUCUAUCUUGAGCUGGUAAUUGACUAAUACUAUAUGAGGGCAAGUGGCAGAUAUUAUGUAUUCAGCAGUGGCAUACACACCCCAGCUGAGCCAUCUGCUUGUUGCUCUGUGGUUGGGAACACUGGCCUUUUCUGCUGGUAUUGUCUAGCAAAAGAAAUAACAAAUUGUUUAUCCCAUGCUUUUGUGAAGUUGGAAGUGACAAAGAGGUCAGGGUGUGGAUCUUUAUCUUAAGUCUGAGAAGAAGCUUUAGAUGUCCGAACUGGAUGUGGUGGAAUCUGAACCAAGUUCACCUGCUCCAGUAUAUGGUCAGAUGAUGAAGUCAUACAUUUGGCUCCAUACAGUUGAUGGUUCUAUACAACAAGUUGAACAAGAGGUUGCUAUGUUUUGCCCAGUCAUAUGUCAUGAAAUACAUGCAGGAAAGGGAUCAGCUAAGAGUCAUGCUAUCUGUCUUCCACAAAGAGUCAAUCCUGCCAUGCUAAGUUUAAUUCUUGAUUAUUGCCGCUUCCAUCAAGUUCCAGGACAUUCUAAUAAGGAACGGAAAUCCUUUGAUGAGAAGUUCAUCCGAAUGGAUACAAAAAGGCUCUGUGAGUUGGCAUCUGCUGCUGAUAGCCUGCAGUUGAAGCCCUUGGUUGAACUAACAAGCCGUGCUCUGGCACGAAUGAUUGAAGGCAAAACUCCGGAGGAGAUACGUGAGAUAUUCUGUUUGCCUGAUGAUCUUACAGAGGAGGAGAAGUUGGAGCCUUUGCGAAACAUGACUGAUGAUCCUCGAAUCAGACUUUUGAACCGGCUGUAUGCGAAAAGGAGGAAAGAGCUUAGAGAGAAAGAGAAAGUGAAGUGUGCUGAAGCUGAAGAAAUGCAUGUAGAUAAUCGCUCGGUUGAUGAUUUAUUGUCAUUUAUAAAUGGAGGUGAUGAAGUCACAAGUUUUUGUUGCUCAGAUAAUAAAGCUGCUAAAACAUCUAAGAGCAAGAAAAAACACCGGAGGAGGAAGGACCAGCCAAAAAGUCCUCCAUUAAUAAAUGGCAUUGAACAUCAUAAGGAGUCCAAGGGCAAUUGCUCUCAAGUCUCUACGCUUGGGCCUAGCCCCAGUUUGAGAAGAGAGUUAUCAAGUUUGGACAAUUGCUUUAUUGGAGAAGAGAACUUGGACGACGGGGAUGAUGAUAUUGAUCCGGUGAUGAAGGAACAAAUUGAUAGGUUUGUUUUUGAACCUCAUGUUUUACUGAAGUACGAAUAUAAAGAACAAAGAGAGCUGCUAUCUUAUUACUUGGAGGUAGAGGAUUUUACUCGGAGGCUCAAUCUAAACUGGUCCGAGAGAAUGCAUGAGCUUCUACACGGAUCUAGAAAAGAAGUCAGUAACUUUAUUCAUUAAUAACAACCAAUUCCACUGGAAAAUAAGGAGAGAACGAGGACGGUAAACUCCAUGGAAGUGGAUUUCGAUGGCUUAAAUUUAUGAUGGAUGGUAGGAUAAAAAUGUCCUGUGUACAUUAAGCUGAUGAUUCUUGCUGCAGAAAUGAGGCGGGUAAUAAGGUUGGUUACCAAUGAUUCUUGCUGCAUGAACAGGAGCAAUAAGUUGGCAACAGGGCAACAUCAAGGAGUUUGUGUCCCUUUUUUCUCUCCUUUUCCUAUGAAAUUUUUCUCCCUGUUUUUUCCCAUUCUUUUAUAGUUGAGUAGGUUGCAAAUUUUGUCGAUGAAAUUUUGUUGUAAAAUUUAGCGGAAGUUACGAUAAAAGAAGAGGAUUUUUCGAGUUUUUUUUCGUGUAUUGAACCCUUGUAAAGUUGUGAUUAGAUCGUGUAAAAGUACAUCUGAUGUUGUGAGAUCAUAAGUUGGGGGAUCAGAAAUCAGAUCAUCAUUUCCUUUGUGAUCAUGAUAUUGUUAAUGUUUAAUGAAUGUAUAUGCUGACUUUGUAA